GCUCCUUCUUUCCACAGAUCGAGCUUCGGAAGUAAACAAAAACACUUAGAUUUGGUUUUCAAUUUCAUUAAUUAAUUAUUAGUUAUUAUAGUAAUAAUAAUAACUAACAAUAAUUGAAAAGAAAAAUGGCGAGCGCGUUGAAUCUUCGUCAUUACGGAGUGAAACCAUAUCUUCCAGUGACGUGGCGGCAGAGAAACGGUUCUGUUAGUGAUGUUCAUAGAUUGUUUGUUUGGAACGAUAAUAAUUACAACAAAACGGCGUCGUUAUUGAAGGUCACGUGCAAGGUGACGAAUGAUGUGUUGGAGAAGCACGUGAUUGAGAAUGUUGGGGGAAAGUUGGUUAUGAGUGAUGAAACAAUGAGUUAUAGUUGUGUGAUGAAAUUUGGUGGUUCUUCGGUUGCUUCAGCUGAUAGAAUGAAGGAGGUUGUUAAUCUUGUCUUGAGUUUUCCUGAAGAGAGACCUAUUGUUGUUCUUUCUGCUAUGGGAAAAACAACUAACAAACUUUUGCUGGCUGGAGAAAAAGCUGUGAGUUGUGGUGUUACUAAUGUCUCUGGUAUUGAAGAACUUAGCUUUAUAAAAGACCUGCAUCUCAAGACUGUGGAUCAGCUUGGGGUGGACAGAUCUGUUAUUGAGAAGCAUCUGGAAGAAUUGGAGCAACUUUUGAAGGGGAUAGCGAUGAUGAAAGAGCUAACUAAACGGACUCAAGACUAUUUAGUUUCCUUUGGAGAAUGCAUGUCCACUAGGAUCUUUGCUGCAUUUCUUAAUACAUUGGGUGUCAAGGCCCGCCAAUACGAUGCAUUUGAGAUUGGUUUUAUAACAACUGAUGACUUCACAAAUGCGGAUAUUUUAGAAGCAACUUAUCCGGCUGUUGCGAAGAGAUUGCAUGGUGAUUGGCUCUCUGAUCCUGCAAUUCCGAUUGUUACUGGCUUCCUUGGAAAGGCCCAGAAAUCGUGUGCAGUGACAACACUAGGUAGAGGUGGCAGUGAUUUGACAGCUACAACAAUUGGGAAAGCACUAGGGUUGCCUGAGAUCCAGGUAUGGAAGGAUGUUGACGGUGUCUUAACCUGUGAUCCAAAUAUAUACCCAAAAGCAGAACCUGUCCCCUUUUUGACGUUCGACGAGGCUGCUGAGUUAGCUUACUUUGGUGCUCAGGUUCUGCAUCCGCAGUCUAUGAGGCCUGCUAGAGAAAGUGAUAUUCCAGUUAGGGUUAAAAACUCCUACAACCCUAAAGCUCCAGGUACUUUAAUCACCAAGGAAAGAGAUAUGAGCAAGGCAGUAUUAACAAGCAUUGUUUUGAAACGUAAUGUGACCAUGUUGGAUAUAGUGAGCACUCGCAUGCUUGGUCAGUACGGUUUCCUUGCUAAGGUGUUUUCAAUCUUUGAAGAUUUAGGCAUAUCAGUUGAUGUUGUUGCUACAAGUGAAGUCAGCGUUUCCUUGACGUUGGAUCCAUCAAAGCUAUGGAGCAGAGAGCUAAUACAGCAGGCAAGUGAGCUUGACCAUGUUGCUGAAGAACUAGAGAAAAUUGCUGUGGUGAAUCUCCUACAAAAUAGAUCCAUCAUCUCUCUCAUUGGCAAUGUCCAGAAAUCAUCAUUAAUUUUGGAGAAGGCAUUUCGUGUUCUUCGAAAGCUUGGUGUCACUGUUCAAAUGAUCUCUCAGGGUGCAUCUAAGGUGAACAUCUCAUUGGUUGUUAAUGAUAGUGAAGCAGAGCAAUGUGUCAGGGCUCUCCAUGAAGCUUUCUUUGAAAACGAGUUUUCCGAGUUACAGAUGGAAUACACAAAUGGAAAUGGUUCUGUUGAUAAAUUAUCUUAGGAACAAUUGUGAGGUUCAAUUCUUUUUCUUGGAAGAUAUAUUCCAAUCUUAAAUGCUAAUGUCAACCAAUUUUCGUCUCCUACGGUUGAGAUGUAGCAAUGGCAAAUCAUAAGUGUAUACUAGUCUACUAUUAGUAUUACUAGAAUAAUCUUUAAUUAGGAAGUACUUAUUUCCUAGUUGAACUCCGAAAUUAUCAGUGUUUUGUUAUUUUUUUUUAAAUCAAAGGGCUAAGAAUAAAAAAGUCUAAUAUUACUAGAUA
Cicer arietinum (chickpea) is the source of this 2067-nucleotide messenger RNA. Its product is annotated as aspartokinase 2, chloroplastic-like. Gene Ontology annotation, cellular component: chloroplast stroma; cytosol. The record is from RefSeq and is a predicted model, not a curated record. Gene Ontology annotation, biological process: L-homoserine biosynthetic process. Gene Ontology annotation, molecular function: aspartate kinase activity. Lineage: Eukaryota; Viridiplantae; Streptophyta; Magnoliopsida; Fabales; Fabaceae.